AUGAAGAUAUCUACUACACUAGUGGUUUUUGUCCUGUUUCUUUGCAUUGUUCAUGCCUUUGGGCAGCCAGGUGGCGGCCUCGGUGCAGGUGUGGAUGUAGGAGGUGGCGGCGGCUUUGGCGGCAGCAUAGGGGUCGGCAUCGGGCGUGGGCUCGGCAUAGGAGGGAGGUUCGGUGGUGGGGUCGGAGGUUCCGUUGGUGGGGAUUUGGGUUUCGGAAGGGGCGCGGGUGGUUCGGGUGACGGUGCCGAAAACGAGAAGCUACAUGCACAGAUCCAUGAUAUUCCAUAUAGAGCUCGGAGGACAUGGCAUCUCUACCAUCUGUUUCCCACAUACCAUUCAAUCAAUCGGCUUCAGAAAUCACCCACUCAACUGUUUCCGAGGAAAAAAAAAAAGUUCCCAUUAGUUAUUAUUGAGCAAAUGCAACAAUCAAAUAUGACCAGCUUUUCUCAAACUGUACCUCUUUUCGAUGGAAAAUACCGGCAGCAAGGGCUGCAGAUGCAUCUCCCCGAGUUCUUCAACAGCUUUAGCAAGCUCAUAUGCUCCAAUCGGUCGGCCUUCUCGCCCACCAUUCACCUACACAAGAAUUACUUAAAUAAUUUCACACAUCCAAAAAGCCAACUUGAUGUUACUCACAUUCACAUAAAAGUCAAAAAGCCAACUGAUACCGAUAGUAGAGACGAGCUACUACAAUAUAUUGCAUCAUCACAUUUAGGGCAAAAGCAACUAAUUGGUACAAGUGCACUUCUCAGAUCCAAUUCCUAG
Molecule: messenger RNA, 762 nt
Organism: Striga asiatica
Lineage: Eukaryota; Viridiplantae; Streptophyta; Magnoliopsida; Lamiales; Orobanchaceae
Source: the annotation of a GenBank genome assembly